Messenger RNA from Syngnathus typhle (broad-nosed pipefish), 1645 nucleotides. RefSeq names its product hepatic leukemia factor-like. The transcript is spliced from 4 exons. Gene Ontology annotation, biological process: regulation of transcription by RNA polymerase II. Gene Ontology annotation, cellular component: nucleus. Gene Ontology annotation, molecular function: DNA-binding transcription factor activity, RNA polymerase II-specific; RNA polymerase II cis-regulatory region sequence-specific DNA binding. Bases 232 to 1113 code for a protein of 293 amino acids. The record is from RefSeq and is a predicted model, not a curated record. Lineage: Eukaryota; Metazoa; Chordata; Actinopteri; Syngnathiformes; Syngnathidae.
CAGCCCUCCGCGGACGUGCGACCAAUGUCUUUUUGUCGCUCGAACCAGCUGUGUGACCAAUUCCAAAACUGUUUGGUCGCCGGCGUCGUGCGCAUUUAUCAUUGGUCGAGCAAACCGCGCUGUGGCUUGGCCGUCUCGAGCCGGAAGUGCGCACCCGUCUGACCACGCUCGUUCCUUUCUGCGCUCAAGGCUUCGCUCGCGCUCCUCUUUCUCUCCUGACGGCGCUUCGGGAUGGACAAGAUGUCCCGGGUGCACGCCAGCGCCCCGAAUGCAACUUUUUUGCCCGCCGCCGCAGCCGCGGCCGCUGCCGUCGCCGCGCACGAAGUCCUCAAGUCGCUGCUGGACAACCCAGUCAAGCUCCCCGCCAGGCACGAUGACGCCGCGACGUCGGCCAAAGGUCCUGACAAGGAGAAGAAGCUGGACGAGGACUGCAGCACCCCGCAGUCGGCCUUCCUGGGGCCGACCCUAUGGGACAAGACGCUGCCCUACGACGGCAACAACUUCCAGCUGGAGUACAUGGACCUGGAGGAGUUCCUGUCGGAGAAUGGCAUCCCCGCCCAGCACCACGUCCCUCCGGCGCCACCCCUGCUGCCGCCGCCCUCCGUGUUGGACCUCAGCGGCCACGCCUCCACCUCCAUUCGCAAUGUUUCGCCGGCUUGUCUGCUCCGAAACAGGCCAGGGCUCUCCAACUUCAGAAACACCCCGAGCCCCAUCGACCCGGACUCCAUCCAGGUUUCGGUGGGCUACGAUCCAGACCCGGCGGACCUGGCGCUGUCCAGCGUCCCAGGCCAGGAAAUGUUCGACCCGCGCAAACGCAAGUUCUCGGCCGAGGAGCUGAAACCCCAGCCCAUGAUGAAGAAGGCUCGCAAGGUCUUCAUCCCCGAAGAUCUGAAGCAGGACCACAAAUACUGGGCCCGGCGCAGAAAGAACAACAUGGCGGCCAAGCGCUCGCGCGACGCCCGGCGCCUCAAGGAGAACCAGAUCGCCAUCCGGGCUGCCUUCCUGGAGAAGGAGAACCUGGCGCUCAGGCAGGAAGUGAGCGAGCUCCGCAAAGAGCUGGGCCGCACCAAGAAUAUCCUGGCCAAGUACGAGGCCCAGCACGGACACCUGUGAGACCAGGCUGCACACAUACGUACAAAUGUCUGUCUUUGUGUGGUUGCCAACGAGCCGUCGCCAUCUUGGGUGCGUGCCGCAAUUGUAUUCCACAAACUGAGUACGCGUGGAAAAGGGCAAAAGAGAGAUAUCAAUUCCUAAGUGGGUUCUUUUUAUAAGGCUAUAUUUUACGACGUCCGAAAACUCAAAGAGAACUAUUUAUACACGCUGUGUCCAUAUGAAAGGAAAUAUUCGAUACGAGCAGAAAUCAACACAUCUUUCAUACACUCGUGCGGACCAAAAACCAGACCUUCUCGAAUGGCAUGUUUCUAUCCUGUAAUUUUUUUGUACAGCCGUGGAUAUUUUGUGUGCAUUUUUAGAUUUGAAGCAGGACGCUAUUUUAAUUGACAAUCUAUUUGUGACACACUGAAUGUAACCCGAAUCCAACAUGGAGCACUUAGUUGUGUUGUUUUCUUCUUUCCUCAUGGUGUCAUUUAUUUCCUUUAUUUUUCCUGAUUUUCCACAUCACCAAUAAAAAAAUAAAUGAACUAUC